This is a messenger RNA of Eutrema salsugineum, 468 nucleotides long. Its product is annotated as extensin. NCBI's taxonomy places the organism in Eukaryota, Viridiplantae, Streptophyta, Magnoliopsida, Brassicales, Brassicaceae. The transcript has 3 exons. The record is from RefSeq and is a predicted model, not a curated record. The coding region runs from base 1 to 468 and encodes 155 amino acids.
AUGGAGGAAACCACUGGGAAGGAAACCACUGGGACGCAGCAAUCUUCAGCUGGGAAGCCGAACGAGACGUUUUCAACUACUCCAUCUACUAAGGCUGCUAAUCCAUCAACACUUCGAGCUUCUGCUGAGCCAUUCACUCCCACACCGAGGUCUCCACCAAGACAAGCUUCUUUCUUGCCACCUCAGCAACUACCAUAUAGUCCACAAAUCCCUAUGUAUCCAUGUGAUUUUCCAAAGCUCAGCGAUAAACCAAUACAGUCGGCUGUGAAAAGCUUCAAAAAAAGCUAUAGAAGCCUCUUGCCUCCAAACCCUCCAAGCCCUCCAAGGCCCCCUCCGCAUAACCCUACUACUCAGCAUCCUACCACAAAUCCAACUCCCCCAACUCGUCAUACUACUUCUAGCUCUUAUGGUCCUUCUUUCUCCUAUAGGGGUAAAUUGAAUCUUCGUCCGAAGAAGAAGAAGAAAUAA